Molecule: messenger RNA, 5209 nt
Organism: Chelmon rostratus (copperband butterflyfish)
Lineage: Eukaryota; Metazoa; Chordata; Actinopteri; Chaetodontiformes; Chaetodontidae
Gene: klhl24a
Product: kelch-like family member 24a
Exons: 8
Coding region: 244-2046 (600 amino acids)
Molecular function (GO): protein binding
Source: RefSeq, a predicted model, not a curated record
UGUUUUUCUCAUCACCUGAAAGUCAAAAUGUCCCCGCGAUGUAACAGCCUACAUCGUUUGCCAUAACUAUUCGAAGGCGGAUAUUGUCAAAUACACUGAGAAACUUUUUCUGGAUACAGAUUAAUUUUCUCCAUACUUUUUGUUUUUUUUCUUCAUUUGCAACUGAAGAGGAAGCUUCAACUGGAAACCUCUGCAUAAGGUCAUCUGAAAGUUUAGAGGAGGUCUACAUUGAAGGUGGCAGCCAUGGUGUUGAUUCUGGGCAGAAGGAUGAACAGAGAAGACUCUGGGAUCAGAGACUCACCAGCUGUCAAACGCAAGGUGUUUGAGGUUGACUCCAAAACUUUAGCCAGCCAGGAUGUCUUGGAUUUCUGUUCUGGCUCAUCACACUCAGAGGGCAUCCUGCAGGUCUUCAAUGAGUUUCGCGACUGUCGCCUGUUCACUGAUGUUGUGAUCAGCGUGCAGGGCCGCGAGUUCCCCUGCCAUCGCGCUGUGCUCUCUGCCUGCUCUUCCUACUUCAGAGCCAUGUUCUGCAACGAUCACCGUGAGAGCCGCGAGAUGCUGGUUGAGAUUAACGGCAUCCUGGCUGAGGCGAUGGACUCCUUCCUCGCCUAUGUUUACACCGGCCGUGCCAAGAUCACCACAGAGAAUGUCCAGUUCCUCUUCGAGACCUCCAGUCUCUUCCAGAUCUCCACACUGCGUGAUGCCUGUGCAAAAUUCCUGGAGGACCAGCUGGAUCCAUGCAACUGCCUGGGCAUCCAGCGCUUCGCAGAUGCCCAUUCCCUGAAGCAGCUUGCAAGCCGCUGCCGCAGCUAUGCCCUGGCCAACUUCUCAGAGGUGGCUCAGCAUGAGGAGUUCCUUGACUUACGUAGGGAAGAGCUGGAAGAGUACACUAGCAGUGAUGAGCUGUCCAUCGGUAAGGAGGAGGUGGUGUUUGAGGCGGUGAUGCGAUGGGUGUACAACAAUGUGGAGCACAGAAAGCCAAUGCUGAAGGCCCUUCUGCACAAUGUGCGCUUGCCCCUUCUGCACCCCAACUACUUUGUCCAGACAGUGGAGGGAGAUCAGCUCAUCCAGAAUGCUCCAGAGUGCUACCAGCUUCUCCAUGAGGCCAGACGCUACCACGUGCUUGGAAAUGAAAUGAUGUCACCCAGAACUCGUCCGCGCAGGUCAACUGGCUACUCUGAGGUGAUUGUGGUGGUGGGGGGUUGUGAGAGAGUUGGGGGCUUCAACCUGCCCUACACUGAAUGCUAUGAUCCAGUCACAGGAGAGUGGAAAUCACUUGCCAAACUACCUGAGUUCACCAAGUCAGAGUAUGCUGUCUGCGCCCUCCGCAAUGAUAUUCUGGUGUCAGGUGGUCGUAUCAACAGCAGGGACGUGUGGAUGUACAACUCCCAGCUCAACCUGUGGAUCCGUGUGGCUUCUCUGAACAAAGGCCGCUGGAGACACAAGAUGGGCGUCCUGCUGGGCAAGGUCUAUGCUGUAGGUGGCUAUGAUGGGCAGAGCCGCCUGAGCAGCGUGGAGUGUUACGACUCUUUCUCCAAUCGCUGGACAGAGGUGGCUCCAAUGAAAGAGGCUGUCAGCUCUCCGGCUGUGGCCAGCUGUGCCGGCAAGCUCUUUGUCAUAGGAGGAGGCCCCGACGAUGACACUUGUUCAGACAAGGUUCAGUGCUAUGACCCAGAGACAGACUCUUGGUUACUACGGGCCAACAUCCCCAUUGCCAAGCGCUGUAUCACAGCAGUGUCCCUCAACAACCUGAUCUAUGUGUGUGGUGGUCUCACCAAGUCCAUAUUUUGCUACGACCCUGCAGAGGACUACUGGAUACAUGUGGUUCAAACCUUUAACAAACAGGAGAGCUGUGGCAUGUCAGUGUGCAACGGUAAGAUCUUCAUCCUUGGUGGCAGAGGGGAAAAUGGCGAAGCGACCGACACCAUCCUGUGUUACGACCCGGCAACAGGCAUCAUCACAGGGGUUGCAGCCAUGCCGCGGCCGAUCUCCUACCACGGCUGUGUAACCAUCCAUCGCUACAACGACAAGUACCACAGGCACUGAUUGUGAACAAAUACACAGACCACACACACACUCUCUCAUAGGAGAGUACACACUAAAGAACUUCAGCUCUUCAAGUUCACCCCACACACAGCACAAACGCAAUCACACGCUUCUGUUGAAUGAGCGCAUUUAGUAGUUCACCCCACAGUACCAUUGAGCUUAUUUAUUUUCUCACAGCAUCUUGUAGCAAUACUAAUUGUGGUGCUCUGAAUCUUUUGCUGUUCUGUACCGUAGUGCCAUGGUACCAUUGCCCAAAGUCACAGAGCUUUCAACCAUAUACUACUUCUGUCUUGUGAUGACACCUGAGCAAGUCCCAUUUGCUGGAGAAGGCCAUGUUGUAUGGUUCGAAACUCCUUGAAAAGCAAAGUAAAUGUAAAAGCUUAGAUUAUUUUACCACUUAUAUUUAAAAUAAUAAGAAUAAGAAUAAUUGUACACAUAUUCAAAGAAAAUUGAACACCACAGUUUCUAAAUGACAAUGAGGAAAUUGUUUACUUACCUAACGGCAUAUUUUGAGGAUUUAAUGCUAAAUUUAGUACUAAUUUGACACCUAAGUUGAUCAAAACUCCACAUUAUUGAGUUUUCAUAAUUGAUUUUAUAAUGCUACUGAUUAAAAGCAGGUAAUCAAUUUAUGGUUAGACUUCCCAGCACUGCACUGUGCUUUUAUUACUGUGCAAAGUAGCCUCAUCCUGAGAUCUAGGUGAGGUGAAAUGAUCACAGAUAGUGCUGAUGAACAAAAGCAGUGCCUUAAAGCAACAAAUGAAAGAUGCCCACACAAGAAUGAACCAAGAAUGAUCUGCCAGCAGAAGACAUUUUUUUUUGACUUAACGGCUGAGCAGCCAGGUCAGAUUUCUAGCUUUGUACCACCUGCACUCCAUUCAGAUACGUACAAACAGUACAGAACAUAAAAAAGGAACAUCCUGCGUUUUUUGUUUGUUUUUAACUCUUUUGACUUGAUAGAAAUGUGGUAAGCAGUCAGUCAGCUGCUCUCCCACAGUAUCAAAUGUCAUAAAUCCUGCUCUCGCCCAUUGAGUCAAAAGAGAUAAAGAGCGGAGGCUGUACCAAAACAUAGACACUGUUAGUUCUGCUAUGUUUCUUCCUUUUUCCUCACUUCCCUCCACAUAUCACUUAGUUCCACUUCCUGUGCGUGCUCCAGCUGUGUCAUCACCCCACAUUUUCUCAUCUGCUGGUCUACAGUAAUAUGUCCUUUCAAGCUUUAUUUUGCUCCAUUAUAAUUUUUGUUAUUACACUCAUUACUGACUUAUUUUGUAUUUUUUUAAGUUAUACUUGUCUGUCUUUUUUUAUAAUUGAAUGUUUAUUGUACUAUACAUACAGUAGCUUUAGUGUCUGUUUCAUAUUGAUGUUAGUUCAUUGGUGUACUGGGCUUGUGGGUGGUUUUGUAGAUGUGAGAGGCCUUUGGAGAUCAAACUCGAAGACUGCUCUGAAUACGUGGUGUGCAUGUUUAAUAUGUAUGUAUGUGUGUGACUUUUACGACUCGGUCUGGUCUACGUGUUGGAGCCAAGGGGGUUUGUCAAAGAGUUCUAGUGUAAGCAUUGCACUACUGCUAACUUCUAUCAACAGACCUUCUCACACUGACGGUGGCACCUCUCACCUGUGUACAUGUAGAGAUGUAACUCUGGGUAACCAUAGAUACCUCCAGGUGUGUAUGCGUGUAUGUGUGUUUACUGGUCAGCUAAAGAUGUAGGUAGGUGUAGCAGUGCUAUACCUCACACAGCGGGGGUUAAGAGUUCUGAAUGACAAAGAUUUUGGAUGUUGUGGCUCAUGGUCAGUAAAAGUCAACUUUUACUACAAUAGGUGUUGAUAGACUAGAGAUAUUGCUGUGAAUAUAACUUUAAUAUGGUUUCUUUGUUCAACUUGUAUUUAAAUGUAGCUUUCUUUUUGCAUAUUGUUUUUUUUCUGUAACUGAGAGCCCCAAUUGUGCACUUUGACAGAAUCUUGUUAAAUGUAGAAUUAUAUGAUGAUGAUUUCUUUUUUUUUUUUCUCCUUUUUUACUGUAUCAGUAAAUGUUCUUUGCCUUCAUUUGACGUAUGGAAGAGACAGUAAAGGGGCCUGUCAGCUCCUCCUAUUGGCCGCUACCUGCUAUGGCUCUGAUAUUCUGACAAAAACAGCAAGAACUCCUAUUGGAGAACAAAGUCAAGAUUGAGUAAGAGAUUUCAAGCGUUUCGUCUCGGUGUGAAAAGCUGGGGAUCAAUGAGCUUGUAUGUGUCUUACUGUCUAACAUUGGGCAACUUCAGAAAACGCAACAUGAGAACAGCAGAGGCUGCUCUUCCGUCUGUCAGUCUCAAUGACAAAAACAGGAGGGGGGUUUUCGGCUUAAACCAUCCUCCAGGCGUUUUUAUUAGAAGGAUGAGUUCAGUGUCAGGUCUUCAACAGCAGCACAGGCUGAAAAGAAAACAUCCUCAGGCACACACACUCCUUUCAGAGUUACAUACUUAGGGUAACUCAGGAGGCCAAUGAGAGGAGGCUGAGGGGCAAGAACGGGGUAAAGCAAAACAAGUUAGAUAAAUAGUGAGUGAGAGAGAGAAUUUGAGUGUGUGCGUCUGUGAUUUCACUGAGUGUUUACACAAAAGUGUGUUAUGUUGAUUUAUUGAUUUUCAUUAUUAGCUACGUAGAAGCUUUCAUACAUUGUUUGCUUUGAUAAGAUUUUUUGGUUUGUUGAUUUUUCUUUUUUAGCUUGUUGCGGUGAGUCGUGGGACUGUUUGUUGCGAUAUGAGAUAUUUUGCCUUUGCCUUAAAUUAAACUCUGAAGAAAUGAGUGUUAAAAGUUGAUUGAUGGAGUUUAAUAUGAAUGCAGAUGUAAGCCAAAGCGGACUUGAUUCAAUCCUAAAGGUGACUUUGUUGAAAACCGUCAAUGAGGAAAUUGCGCUUGCAUGCGAGAUGGGGGCUUUAACCUGUCGCAUAAUGCUGCCCUAUGUGCCUGUAACAAAAGAAUAACGAGUGUGGAAUUCAAAUUGUCAAAUCAUUUUGAUAUAAAUUUUUCUUAUUGUUUGUAUGAUGUGAUAUUUUAACACCACUUUCUCCUCAAUUGCUUUUUGUCUAACUGCGAGAAAGCUUUGGACUUUUGUAAAAUGCAGUAUGUUGAAAUGUAGUGGUUGACUUGUAUAAGAGAAACAUCAAUAAAGUUUUUCUUUUCUUUACACUUUCAA